UGGUUCUUCUCCUCCAAAAUCCUAAUAAUCCUAUUUUGGCAAUAAAAACUCUGCAAAAAAGAUAAAAAUCGAAUAAUAGAAAAUCCCAUAAUUUUCGUACGAAUUUGUUCUUCUUCUUCUCACUCCAAUUUUAUUCCUCUUCUCCACGCAACAAAACAACAAAUACAAAACCCUGUUUUCUUCUUCUUCUUCUCGCCCUUUUCCUUCUUUGUCUCCUCCUCUAAUACUCAAUCAUCACUCCCAAUUCCAAAUUUCUUAACUUUCACUGCUUUUUCCCCCAAAUUCCUUUCUGGGUAUCCUUAUUUUUCUUUCUCUCAUGUUUUCUGCUUAGUUCAAGAACCUGGUCAUAGCUAUUUGGGUCUCUGGGGCAUGGACUGGCUGUUUAUGCCAAUUUUCAGUAUCUGUGAACAAUGUUUACCAGGUCAAGAAAUGCUAGUGCUUUUGGUAUAUUCAAAUGGAAACGUCAAGGUGAAUCGUCGGUGACGGAAAGUCUAAUUCAGGAUGUUCCUCCAGAGAUUGAACUGUCUGAUUACAGAAGGAUCCCAAGUCCAGGAAGCGAGAGCCCUUCAGGGCUACUUAAUGGUGAUAGCCCUAAUAUCGAGCCAAUUGGUGACUUGGAUCUCUUCUUCGAAAGACUUUACAGCUACUACUGUGAGAAAGGGCUAUGGUGCAUCAUCAUAAAGUGGAUUGUCGAACUUCUGAGUCUCGGAUUCACUAUAUGUUUUUCGGCAUUUUUUUUACUUUAUGUUGAUUGGAAUGGACUCCGUAAUGCUAAAUGUGGGAUGGAUGCUGUGGAAUCCGGGAUGAAGCCCUGUGAUCUCGCUAAAGAAGCUCUUCAUCAACACCCUUUAACCCCGUUAACACUUAGCAAAGCUAUUAUUGUUGGAUACUUAGGAAUAUUUUCUAUCUAUUGGAUAUUUUGCUUCUUAAGAUUCUUUGCUCAACUAAAGGACACUAUGGAAAUCCGAGAGUUUUUCUACCAUAGUCUCCAUGUUACCGAUAGUGAAAUUCAAACAAUGCCGUGGGCUACAGUUCUUGAAAAGGUUGUUCUUGUGCAAAGCUCGAGACAGCUAUGUGUGAUAAAGGAUCUUAAUGCUCAUGACAUCGUGAUGAGGUUAAUGCGGAAGGAGAACUACUUGAUUGGAAUGCUCAACAAGGGUGUGCUUGCUUUUCCCAUAUCUCAGUGGGUUCCAGGUGCUGGUCCAACAGUGAAAUCCAGUACCAAUGGAACACAAUAUCGCCUAGUACUAACCAAGACUCUUGAGUGGACUUUGAAUUGGUGCAUUCUGCAAAGCAUGUUUGAUCGAAACUUUUGUGUCAGAAGGGAUUUUGUGUCAAAUCCAAGGACAUUAAAGAAAAGGCUUAUGGUAGUUGGGCUUGCAAUGCUUUUACUUUCUCCAUUUCUCAUCAUAUUCAUGCUGGUAUAUCUCUUUCUGAGGCAUGCUGAACAAUUUUACAAUCACCCAAGCACAGCAUCAUCUCGAAGAUGGUCAAAUUUGUCAAGAUGGGUCUUUAGGGGAUUCAAUGAGGUGGACCAUCUCUUCAGGCAUCGAAUUAAUAGCAGUGUAUUACAUGCUUCUGAUUAUCUCAAGCAAUUUCCUUCACCCAUCAUAUCCAUCAUCGCAAAAUUCAUCUCAUUUGUAUCAGGUGGCUUUGCUGCAAUUCUGAUCAUCAUUGCUUUUCUAGAGGAAUCUCUGCUGGAGGGCCAUAUAUUUGGUCGGAACUUGUUGUGGUAUGCUGCUGUUUUUGGAACUAUAACUGCUAUUAGCCGGGCUGCAAUUGUUAAUGAGCUUCUGGUCAUAGACCCUGAAGGAGCAAUGUCUAUGGUAGUUCAGCAUACACAUUAUAUGCCAAAGAGAUGGCGUGGCAAAGAAAGUACUGAAAUGGUCCGAAUUGAGUUUGAAACCUUAUUCCAGUAUACUGGAAUGAUGUUACUUGAAGAGAUGGCCUCAAUUUUCCUUACUCCAUACUUACUCCUGUUGGUUGUUCCAAAGCAUGUUGAUGAUAUCUUGCAGUUUAUUGAAGAUUUUACUGUGGAUGUUGAAGGUGUUGGUGAUGUAUGCAGUUUUAGUGUCUUUGAUUUUCAAAAGCAUGGAAACAGCAGAUAUGGUUCUCCGUACGAUUCACCUUGCAGCAAAAGAAGUUCCCAGGGGAAGUUGGAGAAAUCAUUUUUAAGCUUCCAAAGUAGUUAUCCUUCAUGGGAACCAAAUGCUGCGGGGAAGCAGUUUUUGCUAAAUCUGAGAACAUUCAGAGAGCAAAAGUUAUCAGGACAUGUAAACAGACAAGGAUUUCCCCCUCUCAGAACGUGGAGAGGUAGUCCCAACACGAGAAGCAAUUUAGACAACAGAAAUAGGUUUUUAUCCAGAGAUAUGUCAAACAGCACCUUUGCAACCGGCAAUCACUUAGGUUCAUUGUGGUUUAUUGAAGCCAACAAUCAAAACAAUCAUCCUUAUCUUCUCGACUGGUACUAUACUUCCGGCCCACGUGAUGCGACUUCAAGAGAUGUUCCAACUGAUCCAUUUGAAGAAACUCGACAUCUCUCCAGAAAUUGGAUGCCGUCCAACUUGACACGGAAUGAACCUGAGUAUGAAGAAUACGUAAACACAUAUCAUGAUGAUCGCACUGCUUCUCCUCUUGGGGCUUCCACAUCUGCUCCCAUAUUUAAGGAUAGCAUAAUUCAGGAUCAAGAUUCCAAUGAUCUACACCACCCUACCAGGAGUCAUUGGUGGGCUAGAAGUCAUCAUCAGGAGGGUGGACAUGGUCAAACAAGCUUUUUUGAGCCUCCAAAUUUCAAUCACGAAAGAGCAUACAAUAUUUACAACGAUAAAUUAUCUGAUAUAGGGUCAGAGAAUGAAGAUCAGGAACAAGAGAUGUACUGGAGUUAUCACAAAUCAUCUCAUAAAGAACAUAUAGAUGACUUAGAAUCAGGAGAAUAUAAUCUACAUUUUGAUGAUAUUUAUAGCAGACCUCCAGUAAAUUCCACUGUAAAUCCAAACACUACAAUCUUUUGAGUGAUGGUUUUAUUUUGAUUAAUUAUUUGGGAGGGUAAUGGUUUCAUGAAUCUGGAUUGCAAGAAUUUCCAACUCAUGAUUGUCCCUUCUUUAUUGUGUGGAAAGUGGAAACUCUAUUCUUUGCUGUAUAUAGAUUCAUUGACACGUGGUUAGUUUGUUGAUGAUCCUCA
This is a messenger RNA of Medicago truncatula (barrel medic), 3181 nucleotides long. Its product is annotated as autophagy-related protein 9. Bases 411 to 3011 code for a protein of 866 amino acids. The record is from RefSeq and is a predicted model, not a curated record. The transcript is spliced from 10 exons. Gene Ontology annotation, biological process: piecemeal microautophagy of the nucleus; protein localization to phagophore assembly site; reticulophagy. Lineage: Eukaryota; Viridiplantae; Streptophyta; Magnoliopsida; Fabales; Fabaceae. Gene Ontology annotation, cellular component: phagophore assembly site; autophagosome.